Messenger RNA from Pseudomyrmex gracilis, 1159 nucleotides. RefSeq names its product ras-related protein Rab-38-like. Gene Ontology annotation, molecular function: GTPase activity; GTP binding. The transcript is spliced from 7 exons. Lineage: Eukaryota; Metazoa; Arthropoda; Insecta; Hymenoptera; Formicidae. The record is from RefSeq and is a predicted model, not a curated record. Gene Ontology annotation, cellular component: trans-Golgi network; Golgi apparatus; vesicle. Bases 458 to 1150 code for a protein of 230 amino acids. Gene Ontology annotation, biological process: vesicle-mediated transport.
CGCAAGAUCCUCCUUGCCAAAGAGCGGGAAAACUUGAAAAGUGCCCCCGCGACUAUAAAACUCUGACAACUUAAGAAACAAGCAAAUCAAAAGAGCGGUCGCAAAAUAUUACGUACCGAAAAAAAUGUGUGAAGAGACUUUAGCUUAUCAUAUAAAAAAGACAAGAGCGAUACGUUAUGAAAAAAGCGCGACAUUAAAAUAAAAACGUACACAUGAAGAAAAAAAAAGUGUGUGCUUACAGUGACAAUGUAAUAUGUCUUAGAGAGAUUGGCUAAUCACAGAUAAGAAAACACGCUGUCAAGAGUAGGGGAAGAACAGUGGCCAUCGACCUAGGGUCACUCCGUCUUCUUAACGUCUUUUUUAGUUUAUCACGUUUAUAUCGCCGGCGAGAGAGAGAGACUUUGCUGGUUUGCAAAGUAUUUGCACAUGUUGUAAAGUGAGUAGUAAAAUCGCGCCGAUGCCACACAACACCGCAAAUCGAACGUCGACGAUUAUGAGUUCGCGAAGAUUUAGGAGAGACUCGGAUAUCAUUUUAUCCAACGUCAGUCACAAGGAACAUCUUUUCAAAUUUCUCAUUAUUGGCGAUUAUGGCGUCGGUAAAACUGCGUUGGUCAGAAGGUACACAGAAGGAAAGUUCUCCUCGAAUUACAAGAUUACUAUAGGCGCCGAUUUUGCGACAAAAACGCUUGAUUGGGAUCCGCACACUAAAGUUAACUUGCAGCUAUGGGAUAUUGCCGGCCACGAGAGAUUCGGAUACAUGACAAGAGUUUAUUAUAAAUAUGCGGUAGCGGCAGCUCUCGUGUUCGAUAUUUCACGCACGGCGACCUUCCAGUCGAUGAAGAAGUGGUUGAACGACCUCCGAGAGAAGGUUACGCUUCCGGACGGUUCGAAUAUUCCGGUCGUGCUGCUGGCAAACAAAUGCGAUAUAUCGGUCGCCGUAAUAAACGAACAGAUCUUCAAGUUUUGCAAGGAAAAUAAGAUAGACGCUUGGUACGCGACUUCAGCGAAGAACAAUACCAAUGUCGAUGCGGCAAUGCGCUACUUGGUGGAGAAAGUAUUGAGCGCAAAGAUCGAGAAUGACUUACGCGACUCGAUUCGACUGCAACGCGAGACUUCGUUGAGAUAUGAAAAAUUUGGAUGUUGCAAAUAGAGAAUAAUU